UCUGAGUCUCUGUAAGGAAAUGGACAGUCCUGCGAGGACACGCCACCCUCCCAUGUCUCCAUCUGAUUUUCUGGACAAGCUGAUGGGCAGGACRUCUGGCUACGAUGCUCGGAUCCGACCCAACUUCAAAGGACUACCGGGUCAACAUCUUCCUCCGUCAGCAGUGGAACGACCCCAGACUCGCCUACUCAGAGUACCCGGACGACUCUCUGGACCUGGACCCGUCCAUGUUGGACUCCAUUUGGAAACCGGACCUGUUCUUCGCCAACGAGAAGGGAGCCCACUUCCAUGAAGUCACCACAGACAACAAGCUGCUCCGGAUCUUUAAGAACGGAAACGUGCUGUACUCCAUAAGACUGACUCUGACCCUGUCCUGUCCCAUGGACCUGAAGAACUUCCCCAUGGAUGUUCAGACCUGCAUCAUGCAGCUGGAGAGCUUCGGCUACACCAUGAACGACCUGAUCUUUGAGUGGCAGAAGAACGGAUCGGUCCAGGUGGCCGACGGCCUGACUCUGCCUCAGUUCAUCCUGAAGGAGGAGUCUGACCUCAGAUACUGCACCAAGCACUACAACACAGGUAAGUUCACCUGUAUCGAGGUGCGCUUCCACCUGGAGCGUCAGAUGGGUUACUACCUGAUCCAGAUGUACAUCCCCUCCCUCCUCAUCGUCAUCCUGUCCUGGGUCUCCUUCUGGAUCAACAUGGACGCCGCCCCCGCCCGCGUGGCGCUGGGCAUCACCACUGUCCUCACCAUGACCACACAGAGCUCCGGCUCCAGAACCUCACUGCCAAAGGAAGUGGACGUCCAUGAGAGCAGACUGACCUCCCCAGCAGCCAUCUCGUCGACUCCCAGCAGCAUCAAAGAGUCCAAAGUCAGCACCAACAAUGCCGUGAUGGCGUCGAGCAUCCCGGCAGUCGCCGCCAACCCUUCCCAGAAUGCACCUGGAGGCGGCGGCGGGAAAAGCUCGGAGGAGAUGAGGAAGCUGUUCAUCGAUCGAGCCAAAAAGAUCGACACGGUGUCGCGGGCCGGCUUCCCUCUGGCCUUCCUCUUCUUCAACAUCUUCUACUGGGUCCUCUACAAGAUCCUGAGACAUGAGGACGUCCACAAGCUGUAGAAGACAUUUAGUCCACUUCCUGUUCCUGUCCAGGGGGAUGCUCUGACAGGAAGUCAGCUUUCAAUCAAGGUUCUUUCAAGUGCUAAAUGUUUGUUUGGACUUUGCUUUUCAAAGAAGCAAAGUUUAAAAAUGGUGCCAACAAUGAUCUGCCAAUGAUCUGCAACAGGAAGUGAACAGGAAGUGAACAGGAAGUGAACAGGAAGUCUUCUGUUAGCGAUGUAACCGAUGCUCAGUGACAGUUACUGAUGGAGACAGGACGUUCUGCUGCAGGUUCUUCAUUCAAACAGAACUUCUGAGCUGCUCUGACUUCAUGGAAUCAGAUGGUAGUCCUGUGCAAAAGUCCUGAUCCGUCCUUGUCUCUUUAAGUUUCCCUCCAGAUCCAAAGUCUCCUAAAAGAUUCAUCUGAUGAUCAUCAUUAAACACAAGAAGAAGAAAAACACAUCUUUGCUUUUAUUACAGCAGAGUUUCUCCUCUGGUGUUUAGUGUUGAUAACAAACAAGCAAAGAAACAAACAAACAAACAAAGAAACAAACAAUCAAACAAACAAAGAAAGAAAGCUGGAGAGACGCCCUCCAGUGAUGAGCCAGCAGGAGGCGCUGUCAGCUCGUCUUACACUGACGGGCAGACUCCGCCCCUGAGACGACAGCUGUGAGGACAGAAGUAGAGACAUGUCAGGUUUUUGUCUGAAGACACGUAAACAAACUGAGUGUGUAACAACAAAGAAAACUUAAAACAAACAAACAUCUUGAAUAAAAACAGGUUCUAAUCAGGCUCUUCUCAGGUUUAAUGAUUCUAAUCUAACUCCAGGUCCUGCUGGCUCCUCAGGAUCUCAGUGGGCCAGGAUCAGGACCUGCUGAUCCUCCUCUACCUGCAGCUCAGAGGUCAUUUAGAGUCCAGCUGACAGGCUUCACCCUGCAGGUCAGACCGUGCAGUGAGGUUUUUGAUGACUCUCUGGAAUCUGAUAAAGUUCUGAUGAAUAAAAGUGACUUUUUA
Messenger RNA from Austrofundulus limnaeus, 2105 nucleotides. RefSeq names its product glycine receptor subunit alpha-3. Gene Ontology annotation, molecular function: transmitter-gated monoatomic ion channel activity; transmembrane signaling receptor activity; glycine binding. Lineage: Eukaryota; Metazoa; Chordata; Actinopteri; Cyprinodontiformes; Rivulidae. Gene Ontology annotation, cellular component: plasma membrane. Gene Ontology annotation, biological process: monoatomic ion transmembrane transport. The record is from RefSeq and is a predicted model, not a curated record.